CUCACUUCACUCCAACCCCUCACCCACUUCCUCCCGAUUCACAGAUGCGGCGAUAGCACCCCGGAAACGCAAUUCACUCUUCUCCUCCGCGAAUCCGGGACCUGCAUGCCAAUUCCACUUCUCAGUCAGGUCAUUCGUUCCAGGUUCGAGGCAGAAGGGAGAAAAAGUAUAUAAAAUGCCUCCACAUAUGCACCCCCGCUCCCGCCUUACCUCCUCCCUCUUCGCAACCACACUCUUCGCAUCCUUCUUCGUCGUCGCCCUACCACACGUUCUCCCCUGUCCCGCGCCACGAGUCCUGUAUGCAGAUGAUGGGACGCCGAUACCUAGGAAGCGAAGGCGGAGACCGCCUAUGUGUCCAGCUCCAGACGAGGAAAACGAGUCAAAAGAGGACGGUUUAGGUGCAGGGAUAGAGGAGGGGGGAGUGGAAGAUGGUGAUAUGGAGGGGAAGGGAGAGAAAAGGGUGGUGAAGAGGGAAUGUCCUGUUCCGAAGCCGGGAGGGAUUGUAGGCGAGAUUUUGGGGUUCAAGUCGAGUAGUGGGGAGAAGGGGAGUAAGCCGCCUUGACGAGAGGAAAUGAGAAGAGUGAGGUUGAGGUUUGAUUUAUUGUACAUAUUCUCGAGUUCGAAUGAAGGUCUGUUACAAUAUUGCAGGAGGUAUUGGCGUCUUGGAAAGCCUAUUUGUGAUUAUGGCGAAGGAUGGCAAGUUGAUGUUGCUGUACAUAUUAAGAGCUCGCGAAGAAUUCAUUUUUGACUCUAAAGCUCCUGG
Hyaloscypha bicolor E is the source of this 763-nucleotide messenger RNA. RefSeq lists its product as uncharacterized. The record is from RefSeq and is a predicted model, not a curated record. Lineage: Eukaryota; Fungi; Ascomycota; Leotiomycetes; Helotiales; Hyaloscyphaceae. Gene Ontology annotation, cellular component: mitochondrial matrix. Gene Ontology annotation, biological process: mitochondrial respiratory chain complex IV assembly. The transcript is spliced from 2 exons. Bases 176 to 562 code for a protein of 128 amino acids.